Messenger RNA from Phascolarctos cinereus (koala), 7053 nucleotides. RefSeq names its product zinc finger protein 518A (gene ZNF518A). NCBI's taxonomy places the organism in Eukaryota, Metazoa, Chordata, Mammalia, Diprotodontia, Phascolarctidae. The record is from RefSeq and is a predicted model, not a curated record.
GCCUUCCUUGUAUGUAGCCCUAGGAUCGGGCUUGUCGGCAAUACCCGGAUGGAAGGGUUAUGGCCGCCAUCGGGGACUCGCCCGCCAUGGAGCUCACGCCAGAUUUCAUCUCUUCUUUUGAUCAGUGUUCCUGAUUGUGGCUUUUUUUCAAGCAUUGUAUUGUGUGCCUUUUGUUCCUUGAAGAAGAGGGGUGCUAAAGAUUGAAGUACUGGAGUAUAGUUUUCUUUAAAUAGUAAGUUAAAGUGGGAAAAUUCUGGAAUUUUGAAGAUGUCUCAGCACAAUAUUCUAGUUUUCUGCAUAAAUUAUAAAUAACUUCAAGAAUUUGCUGAGUAGAGGACACCAGGAUCAGUUUUUCAAAUCAUGCCAUCUGAACAGAAGCAUUUUUUUUGUGAUGAAAAGCCAACUACUUUAAAAAAAGAUUAUAAUGUAGAAGACAUAAUAGUUAUUGAUGCUGUAGAGUCAGAAGAACCAAGAGUUUUAGAAGAUAAUUUUCCUUAUGAACUGAAAAAUGUGAAAGUUGAUUUGCCCAAGAUAAGUAUUCCAGAUGAAGCCCUAUUGACGCAUGAAGUUGACGUAUAUAGACAAUUACUUGAGAAUAAACCACAAACUGCCAGAAAAUCUGUUUGCAAAGAGAAAGCAGAUGAAAGUCCUUUAAACUGUUUAGAGGAGUGUAAUUUGUGGCAUAGACCCAAUAUAGGAUAUGAAGAAGAAGGAAUGAAAAUGUCUGCAAAAAUACUUAAUUUCAGCUGUACAAAAUGUAGAGACAAUGUUCGAUAUAGCCCGAAUGAUUUGCAGAAACAUUUUCAGCUUUUGCACUGUGGAGAGUUACCUUUAUAUCCUUGUGAGAUGUGCAGUUUUUCUGCAAAUGACUUUCAGUCAUUUAAACAACACAGACUUAUCCACCGAAGCACUUUAGUAAAAUGUGACAUUUGUAAUGAUGAGAAUGUGUAUACUUUAUUAGACUUAACAAAGCAUUUUACAGUUAACCAUUGUGUUAAUGGUAAUUUUCAAUGUGAAAAAUGCAAGUUCUCUACCAAGGAUGUUGGCACAUUUGUUCAACAUAUUCAUAGACAUAAUGAGAUUCACUAUAAAUGUAGUAAAUGUCAUCAUAUAAGUUUCACCAAAGGAGAGUUUCAGCAGCAUCUCUUUGUUCAUUCCACUACUGUUCCCUUCAGUUGUCAAUAUUGUAACUAUAGUGCUGCCGGGAAGGACCAACUUCUGAAACAUGUUAUAGCUUUGCACAAAGAUCAAUUAUAUGCAAAAGACAAACUGGAAAAGGAAAAAUGUGAAAAAAGAAUAGUAAAGACUACAGCUGGACUUAAGCUGAUAUUAAGACGAUACAAGAUAGGAACAUCAAGAAAAACACUUUGGAGACAGAAGAAAGAGAGCAAUGGAAAUGACAGCUAUGUAGAAAAAAACACACAGGUGCUCAAAAAUAAUAAAAUUCAGAUUAAAUCUGAAGAACAGAGUAAUAUAUGGGAGCAUUUGAAUGAAGAAAAGGAUGAAAUCAUACAUAUUGAAAAGCAAAGUCAGAAGCAAGAUGAGUCAGAAUCAGAAACAAGAAACCUCUUACCUACCAGUCAGUGUAGUAGACCUGAAGAGGGAUCAAGUUCUGGUUUUGGACUUUUAAAGAAUGCUAUACAUGGACCCACAGUGCUAAUGAUGAAAAAUAAUAAAAUAUCAGUUCCUGCCAACUAUAGUGCUAAGUUUAUGGGGUUCAAGAUGGUAGAUGGAAAACAACACAUAGUUAUAAAAUUGUUGCCUACCAAUAAAUCGAAUUCAUGUUCUCCAGGUCUACAGCCAGAUAUAACAAAGGACAACACUACUGAUUUGCAGCAUCAUACAGCUGAAACUACUGGAUUAUCUACAGGUGCUACACUGCAUACAUCUGAUUUGAAUAAUACAAUUUGCACUAACACAUCUAAUCCAUUAUCAUUUUCUACUCCUCUGUUUUCAGGGAAUGCAACAUUGGAAAAAGAAAAAGCUGUCUUGGCUCAAGCUAGGAGUAAAUCUCAGACAGUAGUAGGUGCUGAGAAAAGUACACCUCACUUGUCAACAAAUUCAGAAUUGACUGCAGCUCCUUUGAAUUUGACCACUAAAAUUAGAAUAAGUAAUAAUGUUGAAGCAUGGGGAAGUUGUGUUACUCAAAGUCAUCCUCAGGUAUUGUGUGCCACAGUUAAGAACCCAGUUAACUUGGAAUCUGUUGAAGUAAAUUCUGUUGAACCAAAAGCACAAUAUAGUGGGAUGUUGAAUAACUCCAGUAUUAAUGAUCUCAACUAUAUGCCAUCCUGUAAUCAAGGAUCAUUACCUUUUCAUAAUUACUCAAAAAUGGACGUUUUGGAUAAUUCAUGCAGUAUUUCGGUGACAGCAUGUGAAAACUCUGAAGAAUCUUCAUCAAGCAAAACAGCUGUACACCAAUAUAAUUUGAGAAGUGAAGCAGUCUUGCCAUCAGUGGGGAGGAACACAAAUCCAGAUCUCCAUCAAACAUCUCCAUCAAAGAUUUGUCAAACUUAUUGCCCUUUAAACUCUAAAGAUACUUUUGAACCUUUAAAAAACCAACGUGAAGUUGACACAGAAAUUUUAGAAACAGUACAAAAUAUGGACACACAGAAUCCUCAUACUAAUAUAAAUCAAGACUUAGAGAAUGUAGCUGAGAAAUCAGAUUGGGAGGAUGUCUCUUCUGCUGAUUCAUUCACAAUGCCUAAAAUCACAUCUGUUUUCUCACUACAGAGUGAACAGGCAUCUGAUUUUUUAUCUCCUGAAGAAAACCGGUUGUUACAAGAUGUAUUGAAUGAAAAAUCAAGUGUGGAGAAAGGCUCUGAUAUGACACCAAAUAAAGGAAUACAACUUCAUGAUGAGCCACUUUUGAAAAAUGAGGGAAAGAGCGACAUAACUGAGUGUUUUAAAGGUUCAGGAGGUCCAUACACUUUACCCAUUUCAUCUAAGAAUGUGGGUGUUGGUGUACAUACAAAAGGUCUCAGUGCCAGCAACUGUACAACAAAUGCAGAAAUGGAUUGUGAGAAAGAAAAACAAGUACUGCCAACACCAAAUGAUUUGGGAGACUUUGAGAAAAUACCCAGAAUUGCUGGUGUUGGCACAUUAGUUAAAACCCAGUCCGAUACAAUAAUAACUCAGCAACUUGUAAAAGACAAAAUACAGGCUACUCCAGAAAAUUCUAAUGGCGUAGGUUCUUUUCAUGUUCUGAGCCCACCAAUAAAUUCUGAACCGAAAAAAACAAUUUUAGUUCAGUCGUCUCCUAAAGGGUUUAUUUUACCUUUGCAUCUUGCUAGCAAAUCUGGAUUACAACUUGUUUCAGGAAGAAGUCUUUCAUCAGCUAAUCCACCAGGUAUUUAUAUGACUCAAGGUGUACCAUCAUCUCUCCUUUUAAACAAGAAACCUGGAAUGAUUCUAAGGUUAAGUAAUGGAGUGCUUGGAAGUGUUACCAACAUCACAGGUGAGAGAUCUCAAAUUUUUGGUGCUGCUGCAGCUAAGGAACAUGACAAAACACCUUCUGUAAGGGCAGAAUUGAAAAAGGAUAGUCCAGCAAGUAUAAUUUGCCCCUCUACAUUGGAGAGUAGGCCUGAAAUGACAGUUAGUUCAGAAAAUAGUGUGCCAUUUAAAGGAUCGUAUAUUAUUAGAAACCCAGCAGAGUCUUCAGUGAAUAGAAUUUCUUCUCAGAAUACACUGCCUGGAUGUCAAGGCACUAAAUCACAUACUUUGGGUUCAGUAAAGCAGCCAAGUGAAGCUCAGCAGAAACAGUCUCUUUAUGCAUUGUUGCCUGAUGGCCGACAGGCAGUUCUCCUAAGAUGUGUAACUCCCAAUAAAUCGCAAAUAGGUCCAUCUGAUUUAUUACAGAAUGGCACUUACGAUCAUCAGAAUCAUCAACCAAAGAAAACUGGAGCAACACAGCAAAAAAUACUGCUGAAAAUUAUUAAGAACCCUGCUUGUGAUAUCAGUCAGUCAGUAAACAGUCCUAAGUCUUCAUUACAGUUAGAUAUCAUACAGUCACAUCAAACUUCCAUAGCAAAGGAGAAACAACCAGUCUCUUCUAGCAAUGCCUUACUCUUAACAGAUAGAUUGAUGCCAGCAAAUGCAACUAUCGCAACCUCUACAGCAAUAUGCCCCAUUCCUCCUCAAGGGACAGUUUGUACCACCAACCAUCCAGAGACACAGUUAUUAAGGUGUCAAACAGAUCGUUCAUCUGGGAGUGGCUUCAGUAAUAGAAAGUCUACCAGAAGACAGAUUUCACAAAUAAAAACUCAUAUAAGACAUAAAGCUUCUGAACCUAUGAUUACAUAUAAAAACAGGAACUUUGGACCAAAAUGGAGAGGGAAUUUAGAGGAAUGGCCUAGAAAAAAGGUAAUGUUGCAUAGGAAGAGUAAAAGAAAAACUAAAUCUGAAGAUUUUCAUGACACAUUUGACCUUUACAGACCAAGGUUUCCUAAGGAUACAAUUAGGACUUUGCGACUUUUCCCUUUCAGUUCUACGCAGCUUGUAAAAUGCCCCAGAAGAAAUCAGCCUGUUGUGGUUUUAAACCAUCCUGAUGCAGAUGCUCCGGAAGUGGUAAAUGUAAUGAAAACUAUUGCUAAGUUUAAAGGGCAUGUGCUCAAGGUUUCAUUGUCAAAAAGAACAAUUCAGGCACUUCUGGAACCAGCAUAUUGUAACAUUUCUAAAGCAAUUACUGAUGACUUUUCUGCCAAGAGGCAUAAAGUACUUAAACCUGUGAAAGAAAGAUUUGUGUUAAAAUUAACGCUUAAAAAGACAAGCAAAAAUAAUUAUCAGAUUGUGAAAACUACCUCUGAUAAUACUCUGAAGGCAAAGUUUAACUGCUGGUAUUGUGGUAGAAUUUUUGACAAUCAGGAUGCUUGGGUGGGUCAUGGACAACGACAUUUAAUGGAAGCUACUCGGGAUUGGCAUAUGUUAGAAUAAUUUGCCUUGAUUAUUAAAAAAUAAAAUUAUUUUAAAAGAAUGAAUCAAAUUAUGAUAUGCAGAUGUUUUCUAUUUCAGUGUAGUACCAGAAGUUAAGCUUUUAAAUAUUAAUUGUUUUUCGACCUGGUUAUAUUUUAAUGGAAAAACAAAAUUGCAGCAUUUGAAAAUGCCACCACAACAUGCAUGCAUUUUGAAAUUAUAGCACAGAUGUACUUUGGGUUUUUUUUCUUUCUUUUUUGCAAGAAUAUGUUCGGAAUAUUUAGGUUAAAAGGAAAAAAAAUUUGAAAAGUAAAUCUUUUCCCCCAGUAAGUAAUAUUGAAAAAUUACUUGGGAAUAUGUAUUAUAGUGGAGGUUGGCAUUUCCAUCAGCACUGCUUUGGCUGUUAUCAGUCCUAUAAAAUCUGGUAAGUAUUUCACCUCUAAGUAUGGCACCAGCAUCCCACCACGAAGCUAAAGUUUCUCUUCCUGGUUUCCUUUCCAGGCUGCUUAUCCUCAGUCCAGAUUACUCAGAGACCUCUGGCACAGAGAGGAGUAUAAUUCUCAAGUCAGUGUGGUCCUGUGGAAAGAGCAUUGGAUUUGGAGAUAGAGAUCCUAUUCUCCAAUGCCAUUUAAUGUCUGUGGCUUUGGGCAAGUCACCAUGGACUUCAAGUUGCUCAUUUGUAUAAUAAGGAGGGUAGAACUGAUUGUGACCCCUAAGGUCCUUUUCACCUCUAAUCUAUGAGCCUUCUAAAGGAAAUAGAUUGACGGGAUAGUGUAGUUGACUUACAAUUAACUCGUUGCAAUUAGAAUACCACUGGGUACCUCACUUUCGUACAAGAGAUGUCUCUGAAUAGAUAGGUAAAGCAAAUCACUAAUUUAUUUUCCUGUUAAGGCUUACAUUACUGAGCUAUGUCCUAUAAUGGGCGAAGGUUUAUACUACCUUUAGAGGUUAUGAUUCAAAGGCUAGUAUUGGGCUGUAUUGGAAGGCUGGAACAGAAACAAGGGAAUAUCUUUUUAGUCCAACUUUGGAGAACCUUGUUGCAGAGCUGGUGGCAGAUUUCUUUAGAUAAAUGCAUUUUCCAGAAUUUCCAGGGAGCUCUUAUACUUGAUGUAGAUGCUCUCUGCCAUUCUAACUGUUUUUCUUCUGGAUGUAAGAUCUACAAGUAGGCGCUUCUCAGGGAAAAUUUGUUUUUCUAGAUGGUUUUUUUUUAAAAAAUAUACAGUAACAAUCUGGUAAUCUCAGAGCUCUGGAAAAAAAGAAAAGAGCCCCAUUUCCAUGACUGAGAAAACAUCAUUCCAUAUCUUUCACACAUGAAAGUGUGGAAGUGGUUCUCAUAAUAUUUAGAGGACUGGAAAUCCAAAGCAAAAGAGCUGAUUGGUGUCAGGGAGAGGUAGAGGGAGACAGCAGUAUAGAACUUUAAUCAGUGGUAGAACUCAGGACAGCUUUCUAGUGGAUGCCUCGAUAAGAACAGACUUAAAAUGAAGUUGCUGCACAGAAGAAUCAAAGACAAAAUUUUUGCUAUAUAAAUGUGGUUUGACUUUUAUUGGGUCUUUGUAUAAUGGAGCUCAUCUGUACUAGAAAAUUACAUGAUCUAAGAUUUUUUUGUUACAUGGUUACUAUAAGUGUUAUAUAUUUUUAUUAUUGAUUGGAAUAAAUCUUCAGGGCUUCUCUUCUGUAUAUAACUAAAAUUUUAGAUGUGUACAUAUUUUUGUAUAUGGCUUAUUUGCUAUAAACCCUGCACAGAGAUUUUUUUGGCCUAAAAAGUUUGUUUUUAGUUCUGGGCAUGCACUAAUAAAACCGGUUAUAAACUUUUAAAAAAUAUAUAGAGAGAGCUUUUACCAGCAUUAUUUUCUUGGUUUUAAUUUUAGUUUUAUUAAUUUUUUUUUGUAAAUUUGUUUUUCAGGGAUAUGAACACUAUUGUUAGCAAGUGCCUAAAAGAUGUGAAACAGUUUACAUAUAUCAACUGUAACAAAAGGUCCAAAAUGGGCCAUUUCCCCAAGAGGUUUAUUUUGAAGAAAGCCAUAUGUAGAUGCUUUAAGCUAUCUUGCUAUGCACAUGACACUUGUACUGUUUCUGUGCAGUUUGUCUACUUUCUUAGUGAAGUAUUUUUCAUAUAAAUAAAACGUUACUAUUGUGUUUAUUAAA